Pistacia vera is the source of this 363-nucleotide messenger RNA. Its product is annotated as protein RALF-like 32. The coding region runs from base 1 to 363 and encodes 120 amino acids. The record is from RefSeq and is a predicted model, not a curated record. NCBI's taxonomy places the organism in Eukaryota, Viridiplantae, Streptophyta, Magnoliopsida, Sapindales, Anacardiaceae. The transcript has a single exon.
AUGGAAACAAAGCCUAAAAUUCUGUGUCUUCGUCUCAGCUUUUUUCUACUCACAUGCCUAUUGCUUCUGCUUCUCACCAAAGCUGCAACAAUAACAACAACAACAACAAAAAGCAAUAUAUGCAACAAAUCAAUUGCAGAGUGCAAUGAAGAUCUUGAGAUGUUGAUGGACUCUGAAAUCACUAGAAGGGUUCUUGCACGAAAGAGAUACAUAACACCCGGAGCUCUAAAGCCAGACCAGCCAGUUUGCAACGGCGGCAGUAGAGGCGAGGCUUAUAGUAAAAGCGGAGGCUGUCUUCCUCCUCCAUCCAACCCGGCAAAUCGAGGUUGCCCUGCAUACUAUCGCUGCAGGUCUAACUCGUGA